AUGGAGUCAUCUAACCUCCCUCACCGCACAAAAUCUAGACAAGAUCCGAAGAAAGCACAAGCACAGGGACAGUUGCUUGGAGCCCAGCAAUCAAACUCUCGAGAAAAGCAGUCGUUCUACCUUGUUAUCUGUGGUGCUACUGACCACACACAAGGUUUCAUCUUCUCGGAUUUUAUGGGCUUUUGCUUGGCUCUGAAAGAGAAUGGCGUUGGAGGAGACUUCUACUCUUGUUUCCCUCUGGAACGUCAUUUCGCUUGGCUCAGGAAUGAGAACAACCCCCCAAUCGAUGUCAUAAAAUUCGGUAAACUCGGUCUUGACAGGUCUCUAUACACCUACUCCAGACAAGCUUUCCUCAACCACGAGUACUGGUGGACGCAGAUUGGUGCGCAUGAACUUUGGGAGAAAGUACAGACUUGGAUUUCCGAAAAGAAACAACAGGCAGAAGACGGUGAUGUUGUUAAUAUCAUCUUCGAAGGGCGCAAAAACCCCAGAGGAGAGUACUGCAUUGGAGACAACUAUGUUCACCCCUUUGUCUUUCGAGACUUACUUGCCGGCUUUAAAAAAGGCGUCCAGGUCAACGCCAUCACCGGAGCGUGUUACUCGGGAAAAUUUUCGGACGCUAUCAAGUCCUCCAACCCUAGAGAUCGGUAUGCUGCACUGGGCACUACUCGCAGUGACAGCAACCGGGUCAGGAACAGCGGAUUCUCCCAACCUUUCGUCCAGUCACUCGCCAAGAUCAAGCUUCCUGGUGUGCCUCGAAAACAAGUCACUUGGCGCCUGAAGGACCACGAGGCUUUCAUGAAGAAGCAGCUGAUACAGAAUUUAACGCCAGCUGCACACGUUGAAGAGCCCCAUUUCUACGCCAGCGAACCCCUGAAUGGCAUGACUGUAGUCGAGGACAUGGUCUUUCGGGAUAAAGUCGACGUAGUCUAUGAUCCACGUGUUUCUUCUCGGCGCCGCCGUAUCGAAUGGCCAACUAUGGACCCCAAUGUCCGUGAUCUCCUGGUGCAAGGUGACUCACCCCAACCAUCCGACGUAUCUCCCGCGGCAAAAGCCGUGAUCGCUGAAGAAAUAUCCAAGUGUGACACCUGGCGCGGUCUGAUUGUCGACUUGGGUAUCUACGACGAACUAUAUCUGAGGGCUCCAAAUUGGCGACAAAUACUACGUGCUUUAUACUGGCGUGCUCGCAGACUCCUUGAUGCUGACAUUGAUCUUGCUUGCCAAAACAAACUCCCGCUGCAAACUACAUCCUGGAACGCUGACGUUGAGUGUGGCUUUUUCGGCGAGUGUAAGUCAAUUGCGGAGGAAUAUCCCAAUGCGACAAUCUCGCAAAAUCCGCGAGAGCGGGAGGGUAUUUUACGUGCAGACGGAAGUGUCGAUCCGGGGAAUAACCUGUUUGGAUUCUGGCUGCCACAUGGCUUGAACGGCCAAGAUGAGAAAGUUUUUGCCACGGAGCUCCGUCGCUGUAAGCAGCGUUUCAACUCGAUCGAAAGAGUGUUCAGGGAAGUCGAGGGUAUUCCCCAAGAAAAGCUGUGGCUGGAGUCUGAGCAGGCCGAGUUCUUCGAACAGCAUCCCGAGAAGCUACCAGGCACCGGAAAUGACAAUCCGGAUAUCCGUGUGACACUGGACGACAAUUCUUUGUUCGAAUGA
Rasamsonia emersonii CBS 393.64 is the source of this 1650-nucleotide messenger RNA. RefSeq lists its product as uncharacterized. NCBI's taxonomy places the organism in Eukaryota, Fungi, Ascomycota, Eurotiomycetes, Eurotiales, Trichocomaceae. Bases 1 to 1650 code for a protein of 549 amino acids. The record is from RefSeq and is a predicted model, not a curated record. The transcript has 3 exons.